AUGGCGGGGGCUUCAGUGAAAGUGGCGGUCCGGGUCCGUCCCUUCAACUCUCGAGAGAUCGGGAAGGAGAGCAAGUGCAUCAUCCAGAUGACAGGGAACACCACAACGAUCCUAAACCCCAAACAGCCGAAGGAGAACAAGAGCUUCAACUUCGACUACUCCUACUGGUCACAUACCACGCCAGACGACAUCAACUAUCAUUCACAGAAGCAAGUGUACAAAGACAUUGGAGAGGAGAUGUUGCUGCAUGCCUUUGAGGGCUACAACGUGUGUAUCUUUGCAUAUGGCCAGACUGGAUCUGGGAAGAGCUACACCAUGAUGGGCAAGCAGGACCAGAAGGACCAGCAAGGCAUUAUCCCUCUGCUGUGUGAGGACCUCUUCACCAAGAUCAGUGACAGCAAUACUGACAACAGCUUGUCCUACUCCGUAGAGGUGAGCUACAUGGAGAUCUACUGUGAGCGUGUGCGUGACCUGCUGAACCCGAAGAACAAAGGGAACCUGCGUGUGAGAGAGCACCCCCUGAUGGGGCCCUACGUGGAGGACCUGUCCAAACUGGCCGUCACCUCCUACAACGACAUCCAGGACCUGAUGGAGUCUGGCAACAAGGCCAGGACGGUGGCAGCCACUAACAUGAACGAGACCAGCAGCCGCUCUCACGCUGUCUUCAACAUCAUCUUCACUCAGAAGAAACACGACAUGGAUUCAGAGAAUACGUCUGAGAAGGUGAGCAAGAUCAGCCUGGUGGAUCUGGCUGGGAGUGAGAGAGCUGACUCUACAGGAGCCAAAGGAACCAGGCUGAAGGAAGGAGCAAAUAUCAACAAAUCUCUAACCACACUGGGAAAAGUCAUCUCUGCUUUAGCUGAAGUGGACACGGCACCAAAUAAGAACAAGAAGAAGAAGAAAGUGGAGAACCAUAUCCCAUACAGAGACUCAGUGCUGACCUGGCUGCUGAGAGAGAACCUGGGGGGUAACUCUCGCACUGCCAUGGUGGCAGCCCUCAGCCCUGCUGAUAUCAACUAUGACGAGACCCUGAGCACCCUCAGGUAUGCAGACCGCGCUAAGCAGAUCCGCUGUAACGCUGUUAUCAACGAGGACCCCAACAACCGUCUGGUGCGUGAGUUGAAGGAGGAGGUGUGUCGCCUCAAGGACCUCCUCUAUGCUCAGGGCCUGGGAGAUAUCAUAGACAUGACCAAUGCCAUGACUGGGAUGAGCCCCUCUCCCUCACUCUCUGCUCUGUCCAGCCGCGCGGGCUCCAUGGCAAACCUGCACGACCGCAUCUUCAGCCCCGCCUCCGAGGAGGCCAUAGAGAGACUCAAGGAAACAGAGAAAAUCAUUGCAGAGCUCAAUGAGACAUGGGAGGAGAAGCUGCGCCGUACUGAAGAUAUCCGGAUGCAGAGGGAAGCCCUACUGGCUGAGAUGGGUGUGGCCAUGAGAGAGGAUGGAGGCACCGUGGGCGUGUUCUCCCCCAAGAAGACCCCUCACCUGGUGAACCUAAACGAGGACCCAUUGAUGUCUGAGUGCUUACUCUACUACAUCAAAGAUGGGACCACCAAGGUGGGUCGUGAGGACGCCAGAAGUCGCCAGGACAUCGUGCUCAGCGGCCAUUUUAUCCAGGACGAGCACUGCACCUUCAGCAGCACCACAGGCCCCGGGGGAGAAGGGAACGUCAUCCUGGAGCCCUGCGAGGGGGCGGAGAUCUAUGUCAACGGGAAACUGGUGACCACGCCUACUCUGCUUCGCUCAGGGAACCGCAUUAUCAUGGGGAAGAGCCAUGUGUUCCGCUUCACUAACCCGGAGCAGGCGCGACAGGAGCGGGAGAGGACGCCCUGCGCUGAGACCCCCGUGGAGCCUGUGGACUGGGCCUUCGCCCAGAGAGAGCUGCUGGACAAACAGGGCAUCGACAUGAAGCAGGAGAUGGAGUCAAGGCUUCAAGAGUUAGAAGAUCAGUACCGCAGAGAACGAGAGGAGGCCAGUAACCUUCUGGAACAACAGAGACUGGACUAUGAGAGUAAACUGGAGGCCCUGCAGAAACAGGUGGACAGAAACUCCCGUUGCCUGGAGCCCCCAGAGGAAGAGGAGGAGCCUGAGGAAGAAGUUCCAUGGACCAAGUGUGAGACGGAGCUUGCACUGUGGGCAUUCCGUAAGUGGCGUUUCUACCAGUUUACCUCCCUCAGGGACCUGCUGUGGGGAAACGCCAUCUUCCUCAAGGAAGCCAACGCCAUCAGUGUGGAGCUCAAGAAGAAGGUCCAGUUCCAGUUUGUGCUGCUGACCGACACACUGUACUCCCCACUGCCCCCGGACCUGCUGCCCCCCAGCGUGACCAAGGAGAGGGAGAGACAGCCCUUCCCCCGCACCAUCGUAGCAGUGGAGGUCCAGGACCAGAAGAACGGGGCCACACACUACUGGACCCUGGAGAAACUCAGGCAGAGGCUGGACCUGAUGAGGGAGAUGUACGACCGUGCGGCGGAGGUGCCUAGCAGCACUGUGGAGGACUGUGACCAGGCCCUGACCGGGGGAGACCCCUUCUAUGACCGCUUCCCAUGGUUCCGUCUGGUGGGCAGGGCCUUUGUGUACCUGAGUAACCUGCUGUACCCCGUGCCCCUGGUGCACCGUGUGGCCAUCGUCAGUGAGAAGGGAGAGGUGAAGGGCUUCCUCAGGGUGGCAGUCCAGGCCAUCUCAGCUGAUGAAGAAGCCCCUGACUAUGGCUCUGGUGUCAGACAGUCAGGAACUGCCAAGAUCUCCUUUGAGGACCAACAGUUUGAGAAGUUCCAGACAGAGUCGUGUUCUGGCAGCAUGUCCCACUCUAACACCUCCCAAGAGGAGCUCCGCUUUGUUGAGGGGGAGGGACAGACCUCUGACAUAGGAGCUGACCCUGACGAGGUCAACAACAACACCUGUGCUGCCACUCCGGAGGCCCCUCAGAGCCCGUUAAAGGGGGUUCUGGGUCUGGAACUACCCCUGGAGCUGAACCAGGAGAAGGCCCUGUCCCACCUCCGCAUCGGAUCCACUUUCACUUUCAGGGUCACCGUGCUGCAAGCCUCCAGCAUCUCUGCUGAAUAUGCCGAUAUCUUCUGCCAGUUCAACUUCAUCCACCGACAUGACGAGGCGUUCUCCACUGAGCCACUGAAGAACACUGGCAGGGGACCUCCUCUGGGAUUCUACCAUGUACAGAAUAUCACGGUAGAGGUCACCAAGUCGUUUGUGGAGUAUAUCAAGACCCAGCCCAUCGUCUUCGAGGUGUUUGGUCACUACCAGAAACAGCCGUUCCCACCUCUCUGCAAAGACCUCAUCAGUCCCCUUCGACCUUCUAGGAGGCAAUUCCCGAGGGUUAUGCCCUUGUCUAAACCAGUGCCGGCCACCAAGCUAAACACCUUGACUCGCUCCAUGGCAGGCCCAUGUCACUCCAAAUAUGACCUCAUGGCCUUCUUUGAGAUCUGUGAGCUGGAGGCCAACGGAGACUAUAUCCCUUCAGUGGUGGACCACAGAGGUGGCAUGCCUUGCCAUGGAACCUUCCUCCUUCACCAGGGCAUCCAGAGGAGAAUCACAGUUACCAUAGCACACGAGACAGGAAAUGACGUAGAGUGGAAGGAGGUCAAGGAGCUGGUGGUGGGGCGUAUCCGGAAUACUCCGGAGGCUGACGAGACCAUCAUUGACCCAAACAUCCUCUCCCUCAACAUCUUGUCUGCAGGCUACGUCUGGCCCUCGUAUGACGACAAUGUUUCCCUGGGAGUUGACCAUAGGACGUUUUACCGGUUUGAGGCAGCAUGGGACAGCUCCAUGCACAACUCCCUCCUUCUGAACCGCGUCACUCCCUAUGGAGAGAAGAUCUACAUCACCCUCUCAGCCUACCUAGAGAUGGAGAACUGCACCCAGCCGACGGUGAUCACCAAAGACUUCUGUAUGGUGUUCUACUCCCGUGACGCCAAGCUCCCCGCCUCUCGCUCCAUUAGAAACCUUUUCAGCACCGGCUGCCUAAGGCCCUCAGAGAGUAACCGUGUCACUGGAGUGUAUGAAGUCAGUCUCUGCCAUGUCGCUGAUGCCGGAAGUCCAGGCAUGCAGCGGCGGCGCCGGCGCGUCUUGGACACCUCAGUGGCAUACGUCCGUGGAGAGGAGAACCUGGCUGGGUGGAGGCCCCGUAGCGACAGCCUCAUCCUGGACCACCAGUGGGAGCUGGAGAAACUCAGCCUGCUGCAGGAGGUAGAGAAGACCAGGCAUUACCUGCUACUGCGGGAGAAACUAGAGGCCACCCUGGCCGCGGGGCAGGACGCGCUCUGCAAGAGUGGCGACAUCAGCGACUUUGCCAAGAGCCCCAUCCUCAGCUACAGCCUCGGGGGCAGUCCUGCCCUGGAAAGCCCCAGCCAGAGGCAAAGGGAGCUGGCUGCCAAGUGUCUGCGGUUGCUCAUGCACACCUUCAACAGGGAGUACAGCCAGGUGAGCAGCAGUGCCAGUGAGAGCAAGCUGUCUGAGAUGUCAGCGUUGCUGAUGUCACCGUCCUCCUCUGGUCUGAGCACGCUAACGCCGUCUUCUACUUGCCCCUCAUUGGUGGAGGGACAUUAUGACAUCAGACACAUUGAGCCCAGCUCUGGAGCUUCAACCCCAGACCUGGACCCCUUUAGCCCUGUAGAUAGGAAGAGGAUCCCGGGUAGAGGCUGCACUUUCGUCCCUGACAUCCAGGAGAUCCGCGUCAGCCCCAUCGUGUCGAAGAAAGGCUACCUGCACUUCCUGGAGCCUCACACCAGUGGCUGGGUGAAGCGCUACGUGGUGGUACGCCGGCCCUACGUCUACCUGUACCGCAACGAGAGGGACAAUGUGGAGCGCGCUGUCAUCAACCUCUCCUCUGCCCAGGUGGAAUACAGCGAGGACAAGCAGACUCUGCUCCGGACUCCAAACACAUUUGCAGUGUGCACCGAGCAUCGUGGAAUACUUCUCCAAGCCAGUAAUGACAAGGAGAUGCACGACUGGCUGUAUGCUUUUAACCCCCUGCUCGCCGGAACUAUCAGGUCUAAGCUCUCCAGAAGAAAGUCAGGCCCAAGGAUGUGA
Messenger RNA from Salvelinus namaycush (lake trout), 5040 nucleotides. Its product is annotated as kinesin-like protein KIF1A. Gene Ontology annotation, biological process: vesicle-mediated transport; cytoskeleton-dependent intracellular transport; microtubule-based movement. Gene Ontology annotation, molecular function: ATP binding; plus-end-directed microtubule motor activity; microtubule binding. Bases 1 to 5040 code for a protein of 1679 amino acids. Lineage: Eukaryota; Metazoa; Chordata; Actinopteri; Salmoniformes; Salmonidae. Gene Ontology annotation, cellular component: dendrite; kinesin complex; microtubule. The transcript is spliced from 47 exons. The record is from RefSeq and is a predicted model, not a curated record.